ACACCAUUGUCAAUACUUAGCUCACAACAUUCAUUACUUUCUCUCUCUAUUAUCUUCUUUUACUUUCCUCCCUCCGGAAUCAGAUUAUUGUUUCCGUGUUUUGCUCUCUUUCGCUUUCUCUCACACACAGUCACACACACAUGCUUUUCUGUAAUGGAAUAAUAGCAUAGGGGUUGAUUUGUUUUCUGUCUCACAAACAUACACACACAGUCGAGUGAGAGUAGCAUAUCCAUGACGAAGAUUGUGUGUUUGUGGGUUGUAAUCGUUAGUGGAUUAAUGUGUAGCAGAUGGGUUGUUGAUGGUCAUGAGUAUGAUUAUUUCAACAAAACAGAACUACCAUUUUUGGAGUCCUUUUAUGGAAUCUCUGCUGCUGCUACUGGUGAUAAUCCUCUUAUGAUAGGCCUCACCCUUAUUCAAGGAGCUAAUGCCAAAGGAGCUGUCUGUUUGGAUGGAACAUUACCUGGUUAUCAUAUACAUCGUGGAUAUGGUUCAGGGGCAAAUAGUUGGCUCAUACAGUUGGAGGGUGGAGGAUGGUGUAAUACCAUUAGAUCUUGUGUUUACCGCAAAACAACUCGGCGUGGAUCAUCAAACCAUAUGGAAAAGCAGAUACCAUUUACAGGAAUACUGAGCAACAAGGCUGAAGAAAAUCCAGAUUUUUUCAACUGGAAUAGAGUAAAGCUUCGUUAUUGUGAUGGUGCUUCCUUUGCAGGGGAUGGUGAAGAUAAGGCUGAACAACUGCAAUUCAGAGGACAACGUAUAUGGUUGGCUGCCAUGGAAGAUUUAAUGUCAAAGGGGAUGCGCAAUGCCAACCAGGCUCUUCUUUCUGGUUGCUCUGCUGGGGGUCUAGCUUCUAUAUUGCACUGUGAUGAGUUCAGUGAUUUAUUUCCUACUGGUACUAAAGUCAAGUGCUUGAGUGAUGCUGGAUUAUUCCUUGAUGCAGCUGAUGUUGCUGGUGGGCACACCCUGAGGAAUUUCUUUGGAGGCGUGGUUAGCUUGCAGGGGGUGCAAAAGAUCCUGCCAAGUACUUGUACUAGCCAACUUGAUCCAACUUCAUGCUUCUUCCCGCAAAAUUUGAUUGCCAACGUCAAAACCCCAUUAUUUCUUCUUAAUGCUGCCUAUGAUGCAUGGCAGGUCCAGGCCAGUUUAGCUCCCUCAUCAGCCGAUCCUCAUGGCAAUUGGCUUGAAUGCAAAAGGAACUAUGCAAGUUGUUCUGAUUCCCAAAUCCAGUUUCUGCAAGAAUUCAGGAAUUAUAUGCUGAAUGUGAUAAAAGGCUUCUCGACGUCCGAAAAGAAUGGAUUGUUCAUAAAUUCAUGUUUUGCUCAUUGCCAGACAGAAAGGCAGGAUACAUGGUUUGCUGAUGAUUCUCCUCUUAUUGGCAGCAAGGGGAUUGCGCUAGCUGUUGGAGAUUGGUAUUUCGGUCGAGAAGGGACUAUGGCCAUCGACUGUGCAUACCCUUGUGACAAAACUUGCCACAAUCUGGUUCAGAGAAGUGCAAAGGGUGAUGCGGAAACGUCGUUACUCUAUACAGUGUCUUGCUCUUGUUGCUUUUAUCCUAGGUUACAAUGCAGUGUCUUGCUAUUGUUGAUUUUAACCUAUGUUACAUGGACUCGGUAAUGUGUCAGCUAUAUGUUGCAUGGACAUUGCUAAAUAUUCAUAUUGCUUAAUCUUUUUAUUUUAUUUUGUAGAGCAAAACAAUGUCUUUAUUUAGCAUAAUGUUUCUUAUGAGAACUCUACUUGUUUUGAAGUAAUAAUAUAAUUAAUUUGAAUUAAA
Messenger RNA from Cornus florida, 1771 nucleotides. Its product is annotated as pectin acetylesterase 12-like. Gene Ontology annotation, cellular component: plant-type cell wall. The record is from RefSeq and is a predicted model, not a curated record. Bases 232 to 1614 code for a protein of 460 amino acids. The transcript has 13 exons. Gene Ontology annotation, biological process: cell wall organization. Lineage: Eukaryota; Viridiplantae; Streptophyta; Magnoliopsida; Cornales; Cornaceae. Gene Ontology annotation, molecular function: pectin acetylesterase activity.